AUGCCUCCGCUCUGGGCCCUGCUGGCCCUCGGCUGCCUGCGGCUUGGCGUGGGUGUGAACCUCCAGCCCCAACUGGCCAGCAUGACCUUUGCCACCAACAACCCCACCCUCACCACUGUGGCCUUGGAAAAGCCGCUCUGCACGUUUGACAGCUCAGCAGCCCUCGACGGCACCUAUGAGAUCUACCUCUAUGUCCUUGUCGACCUAGCGAGCUCCAGGAACGCCUCCGUGCAGGACGACAGCAGGACUCCCCUGAGCUCCACAUUCCAGCAGACGGAGGGAGGGAGGACAGGCCCCUACAAGGCUGUGGCCUUUGACCUGUCCCCCUGCAGCGACUUGCCCAGCUUGGAUGCCCUAGGGGACGUGGCCCGGGCCUCGGAAAUCCUGAAUGCGUACCUCGUCAGGGUGGGUGCCAACGGGACGUGCCUGUCAGACCCCAACUUCCGGGGCCCCUGUAACCCGCCCCUGUCAGCAGCCACGGAAUACAGGUUCAAGUACGUCCUUGUCAACACGUCCACAGGCUUGGUACAGGACCAGACCCUGUGGUCAGACCCCAUCCGCACCAACCGGCUCACCCCAUACUCAGCAAUCGACACGUGGCCCGGCCGGAGAAGCGGAGGCAUGGUCGUCAUCACGUCCAUCUUGGGCUCCCUGCCCUUCUUCCUACUUGUCGCCUUUGCUGGUGCCGUCGUCCUCAGCCUUUUGGACACAGGCAGCUCGGACAGGGAAACGACACACGACUCCCAGAUCACGCAGGAGGCCGUCCCUAGCUCCCUGGGGACCUCGGAGGCUGCGUACACAUCUGUGAACCGGGGGCCGCCGCUGGACCGGGCCAAGGUGUACACCAGCAAGCUCCAGGACUGA
Messenger RNA from Enhydra lutris kenyoni (northern sea otter), 864 nucleotides. RefSeq names its product uroplakin 3A. The record is from RefSeq and is a predicted model, not a curated record. Lineage: Eukaryota; Metazoa; Chordata; Mammalia; Carnivora; Mustelidae. The transcript is spliced from 6 exons. The coding region runs from base 1 to 864 and encodes 287 amino acids.